This is a messenger RNA of Cucumis melo (muskmelon), 2243 nucleotides long. RefSeq lists its product as uncharacterized. Lineage: Eukaryota; Viridiplantae; Streptophyta; Magnoliopsida; Cucurbitales; Cucurbitaceae. The transcript is spliced from 8 exons. Gene Ontology annotation, biological process: nucleobase-containing compound metabolic process. Bases 360 to 1931 code for a protein of 523 amino acids. The record is from RefSeq and is a predicted model, not a curated record. Gene Ontology annotation, molecular function: 3'-5' exonuclease activity; nucleic acid binding.
ACCGUCAAUUUUGGAAACAACAAUUUUUUAUGUUUUAAUUAUGCUUUUUAAAAAAUUCUGGAUAAAUGGAUCUGAAAACACAGAAGAAUAUGAAAUUAUUGACAACCAACGGUAAGCAAUUCUAAUGCACUAUCACCUUGCUCGGGUCAAUGGUGGCUAGGAUGGAUUGUUGUUUUGCAUGAAUGUUCAUCCAUGGAACUGUUGGGAGUUUUUAGCUUUACGAGUUCCCUAGGUGGCUGUCAUCUCCAUUGAAAGAGGACUAGGGUUCCUCUGUUUUUGGUUGGUGCUUCAAUUACCAUCUCUUUUCAAAUAAACCUCGUUUGUAAUUUAGCCGAAUUCGACGUUGAUGUGUCUUUCUUAUGGAUUCUCACAACGCCGGGCCUGCCUUUGAAAUCCAUGUCGUCUCUUCCAUCGACUCUCCCGAGUUCACUCUGUUAACUCACACACUGACUCACUCUCAUCUUAUUGCCCUCGACGCCGAGUGGAAGCCCCUUCAAACUCCUGAUCAACGUUCUUCAUUUCCCAGGGUUUCGCUUCUUCAGAUCGCUUGCCAAUUCCACUCGGACCACCGGAAUGAUUCCGUAGCUUUUCUGCUCGACCUGCUAUCAGUUCCGUUAUCCUCAAUUUGGCAUUUGUUAAGGGAUGUGUUUGUUUCACCCUAUGUUUUGAAAUUGGGUUUUCGAUUUAAGCAAGAUUUAGUUUACCUGUCCACUACUUUCAGCUCCUAUGGCGGCGGCGUCUCUGGCCUUGAUCGUAUUGAACCCUUUAUGGAUAUUGCGAGCAUUUACUAUCAUCUUCAGCAUAAGCAAAAGGGAAGAAAGUUGCAUAAGCAAUCUAAGAGUCUUGCAGCUAUCUGCAGUGAAGUAUUGGGAUUCUCUCUUUCGAAGGAACUUCAAUGUAGUGAUUGGUCAGUUCGUCCUCUCACAGAAGAGCAGAUAGCAUAUGCAGCCAUGGAUGCCCACUGCUUGCUCGAAAUAUUUAAUGUCUUCUACUCCAAGGUUCUUAAAGAAGGAGAUCUUUUAAGGAAUGUUUCUGCAGUUCCUUCCACUGAAAUGAAUACUGGGUUGAAAGUGAUUCUGGAAAAGCAAGACAUGCAUAAGAAGAUAUUAAGGACCAAAGUUUCUGAAGCCUCGAACAUUAUAAGAGCUACUGCAUCUGGUUUUCCACAGAGUAUGGCUAAUAUAAGGGGGAAUUGUUCUGUAUCAUCAAGUAUAAAUUGUAUGCCUAUGGAUGAAGAUCUUCAGAAAGUUGUCAAGAGCUACGGUGAAAGAAUUGUUUUGAAAGAGUCCGACAAAAAGCCUAAGAUCUCCAAAAGAAAAGGCAAGAGAUCAUCGACUAUGAAAGUAGGUUGCAGUGAAAAGCAAAUCGUGAGUGAUGAAGAUUGGCUCGGUCCCCCACCAUGGGAUUUGUCCUUGGGGGGUGAUGGAUGCCCUAAAUUCCUAUGUGAUGUCAUGGUUGAAGGUCUUGCAAAACAUCUACGCUGUGUUGGGGUUGAUGCUGCAGUUCCAUUUUCCAAAAAUCCGUACUCUAGGGAAUUAAUUGAUAAAGCGCACAAGGAGAAGAGAGUACUCUUGACCAGGGAUGCUAAACUGCUGAGACAUGGGUAUUUGCUGCGUAAUCAAAUAUACAGAGUUAAAAAUCUUCUAAAGAACGAACAGUUACUCGAGGUUAUUGAAACUUUCAAUUUGAAAAUUAGUGAGGAUCAGCUGAUGUCUAGAUGUACCAAAUGCAAUGGAAGGUUUAUUCAGAAGUCCCUUACAACGGAGGAGGCUGUGCAGGCAGCGAAGGGUUUCCAAAAAAUUCCUAACUGUUUGUUUGACCAGAAUUUAGAGUUCUGGCAGUGCAUGGACUGUCACCAACUAUACUGGGAGGGGAUACAAUAUCGCAAUGCAGUCCAGAAGUUUAUUGAUGUUUGCAAGUUGAAUGACUAGUUUAAAGUGAAUGAUCAUCAUGAAUAAAGAAUCUAAGGAAUUCUCUUUUAAGCAAUGCAUGCCCUUCAGCUUCACCGUUCUGUAUAUGAUCAAUUAUUACACCUAUUGGCUAUGGAGACAUUGAUAAUUCCACCAAGUCAACUCCUGGUGGGAAAUAUCAUGAGGAUCAAGUGACAGGUUUUAUGGUAAAUCGUUGGUCCACGAGUUUAGCAUUCUAGUUUCAAUUUUUGAUGCCCCACCCCGUUCAAAUUAUUUUUGUUAUUUAUGUAAUUCAUUUUCUUAAUGUUAUUGAUUAGCUUUCAACUUUCUUCA